Molecule: messenger RNA, 4033 nt
Organism: Musca domestica (house fly)
Lineage: Eukaryota; Metazoa; Arthropoda; Insecta; Diptera; Muscidae
Source: RefSeq, a predicted model, not a curated record
AGUAAAACCACCCACAUAAAAAAAGGAAUCAGUAUCUCUAGAAAAUUUAAGGAAGUGAAAAAGAUUGGCAAACUGCAAGGCAAAAAAAACUUCCACACAGAUACCGAACAGGAAGUUCUUAAUGAAGUUCUAAUUGAAAACCAGAAAUUGUGGUAAUUGAAAAGGAAAUUAAUAAGAAGUCGUUAAAAAUUGCUAGUGUAUAGUUCAAAAUACUAAUGUGAUUUUCCUGUGAAGUCCUUAAAAAGAAAAGUGCAUAUCCUUUUCCAGCAAAAGUUAAUUUAACAAAUUUCAUGAAAUCAUGAAUCCUCAAAAAGCCAAAAUUUUGUGGACAACCAAAUAAGGGUGUUAUUGAUUUUUCCUAUAUACACAUCCAAAAAUAUCCUGUGAGAGAGAGAGCGAAAUUUACUCAGAGAAACAGCAAGAGUUACGGAUAGCAACGACAAAGAGUAAACGGCAAAAACACCUGUUUGGCGAGUGAAGCUCUCUCCGACUCUCUCAGUCUCUAUCUCUGUUGUUUACCAUAACAACCCAAAACAAACCGGCAUUUUGUGACAGGACGAAUCCUUAACUCUACUACUCAGCAGCCGGGAACAAUUGUUGCAUGCCUGUGUUUUGGUGUGUGUGGGAGUGUCGUAGCAAAACAAAAGGAGGACAAGGACAAAAGUAAAGAAAAACGGAAAACAACAAAAGCACGCAUUACUUUUUGUUUAUCAACAACGCCAAAGGAGGUUACCCCAACAACAAGCAAAUCUCCACGCCAAAUUUGGCAGUUGGAAAAAAGAGGACAACAAACAGGAAUUCGAAAAAGGAAUUUUCACAACUUUUCCUCAACAGGACAUUAAUAUUCCAUUGCAAAAAAUUCUGGAGCCCCCCUCAGCAUGUUUUGAAGAGCUAUCAAGCUUUAGUAUAAAAAUUCUUGGGGGGCUCCAACCAACCACAGAUUCCAUAUUUUUCAUGAAAAUCACUCUUCCCACGAAGCACUCGUAGAACUAACGAAAUUGAAAACUAAAAAAUUCCUCUCAUCAUCGAACUCCUUCAGAAAAAAUUGUGAUAAGCAGCAACCAUGAAGUAUACUAAGUUAAGCGGUGAUUCGAAACAGCACCAUCAACACUACCAUCACCAUGGGCAUCAUCAUGGCCAUGGCCAUCACCAUGGUCGUGGAGACGGUGGCAGCUCUGGCAGCAGUACGGGUGGCCGUUUCUCCAUGUCACUGUCGUCUUCCUCCAAACGUAACAAAAACAACUGGGGUACACGCGAACGUACCGGCAUGAGUUUCCUGAUUGUGAUAGCGUUUUUUGCCGUCUUUGGUUUGAUUAUUUUAACGGAGUUAUUUAUGAUUGACGAACGUGCCCACGGCGGCAUGAUGAUGAUGCGUAGCGGCAAUGGUUAUGGUGGUCGAUUUGGUGAUUCAAUGCCCGACUAUGAUAACGUCAAGGAUGACUAUGAUCUGCUGGAUGCUGGUUUAUUGAAUGAUAAUAAAUUGGGUUUUGUCCAGCUGCAUGACAAUAAAUUUAAAAUUCAAGAUGCUGACAGCAAUAACGGUGGCCGUUUGGCCGGUGUCUUGUUAAAUUCCCAAAGUGUUGGCAAUGCAUAUGCCGGUGCGGGCCUAGGUGGUGGCACGGGGCUGGGUUCAGCCUCCCAAAUGGCCGGUGGCAAUGGACCCCUCAUACCGUGGGGUAAAAUGUUGCCACCCAAAAUAGAAGAUUCCCUGCCUCAUUUUCCAAUUGGCUCGGAGCCAACAGAUGGUUCGUGGCAAAUUGUCAACGGUACACGUUUCAAAUUUUUCGUAUUCUCAGCGUAUUAUGAUCGCCGAGAUGGUGCGAAAUUGGUACGCGUUAUUGGAGCGACAAAGACGCGAGGUCCCGAGAGAGUAUGGUGUCGUUUUUGGUAUGUGUCGAAGAAUGCAACGACGGCGGGUGCUGGGAGAGCGCGAGAGAAGUAUUCAUCGGUUACUGUGAUGGCGAGAGUAAAGGUCAUCCGCGAAAAUUGGAGCUUGAAAUAUAGUGCAUGCUUCGUGCUGUGUCCCGUACGUCCCCAAGAAUAUGAAGUUCCUCAAUAUGUGAGCAUUGUGGCGCGGCUAAGAGCACCUCCUGGAAAUAUUUUAGAACUACGUAACACAGAUUGGGAUCGUGAUUUUACGGUGACGGGAGAGAGUAAAUCGGCGAAUCAAUCUUCAGCCUCCAAUGGCAAAGUAAAUUCCGUCCCAGUGCCGGUGAAGACAAGGUUCCCCACGGAAAACGAUAUCAAGGAUGAUAUAGCCAUCUGUGUAAAACCCUUCCAUUUCAACUAUGAUCAGUCUCUCUUUCUGAUGGAAUAUUUAGAAUUCUAUUCCCUAAUGGGGGUGUCGCAUUUCACAUUUUAUAAUCACACAAUUGGACCGCAUGUCUCCUGCAUCCUGGAUCAUUAUGUGCGUGGCAUUGUACCGGGAAAUUCAACGGCAGAGGAUAUCAUGGAAGUGGCCAAGGGGAAGUAUCAAGAUUCCCCAACGGCCACAUCACCACCCCCGAAGAUCCUCAAGAGCCCCAACUACCAUAAGCCCACCAUAGAAAUUUUACCCUGGAAUUUGCGCAUGCGUUCAAAAGAAAUUCGUACGGAGGGCCUUUUUGCCGCAUUAAAUGAUUGCUUAUAUCGUACCAUGUACCGUUACAAAUAUUUGGCCCUGGUGGAUUUGGAUGAGUUUAUUGUACCGCGACAGGUGGAUACAUUGAAUGAGUUACUGAGUUCUCUUAAUAAUCGGGUGCGGAAUCGCAAUACCGGAGCGUAUUCGUUUCAGAAUGCUUUCUUCUAUCUGCAAUUUGCCGAUGAUCCUCAAUUGGCCAAAGUGGAGAAGGGUGAAAGUUUGGAACUGGCCAAGCUGAGAGCAGCCCUGGUGACACAGAGGAAAACGAGGAGACGUUUCAAACUCCAUCCCCAAAAGCAACGUUCCAAGUACAUCUGUCGCCCCGAAGCCGUUGUGGAGGCCGGCAAUCAUUUUGUCUGGGAAUAUGCCCCUGGUAAGGGAUCUCUAAACGUCCCGCCAACAGAUGGCAUUUUGCAACACUACCGGGUCUGUGAAUUCGGUGGCAAUGAUUGCAUUAAGGCCCCAUCCAUUGUGGAUCGUACCGCCAAUAAAUACAUCAAUCGUCUGGUGGAACGAGUCCUUACCGUUUAUCGUUAUUUGAAAAAGAAAUGCGAACUACCCGAGCUGCCAGCCAUACCGAAACCUCAAACCCCCAAACCGGAAAUGAAACCCAUCAUCCGCAAGGAUAGCACUUUUAAUGAGGGUAAAACCAAACGUAAAGAUGUGAUGAUCAAACGGAUAUUGGAGAAUAAAAAACUCGAUGGUGAUGAGAAGAAGAAGCCCAGCAAAAGAGACAACGAAGUGAAGAAGGAGAGAGACAUAGAGGCCAAAAAGCCCGAGUCGCCGACAACGAUACGAAAUUCAAAAUUAUCCAAUGAAACAGUAACAGCAUCGAAUGUGAAUAACACAACAACAACGAUAAAUGGUAGAGGUCCUGCCAAGUUGGCUGUGGGGUCAGGUGCGAAUUCCUCCUCGAUUGUUGUGAAUAAAAUGACAUUGAAUAAUGCCACCAGUACCGUAAUGACAGCAACAACAACCAGCAGCACCAGCACCACCACAAGUACCGCAAUGACAACCAUAACUACAACAACAACGAAAGAAAACAACGCCGCAGGACAUGUUCAUGGUUAAGAAAACCCAUAAGGUUGUGGUAUUUUUUGUUGAUGACAAAGGCAAACCCAGAGCUCGUUUGGAAUACCAUUAGAGGGCUCCAUGGAAGAGAUUAGGGUUUGAAAGGUUUAUUUGUUUAAGUUCGAAAAAAAAAAUGAUACAAAAGAAUUUUAUUGCAAUGCAAUUAUCCCCGCCCUCCCCUAAUACAAAAAGACACACACACACACACAGACACAUAUGGGAAGUAAGAGAAUGAAAGAAGCCGCUGAGAAAGGGAAUUCCUCUUUGGGCAUUCGGCAAAAAAUUGGAGGAAUUCUUUAGAGAUUUUCUGUUUUAGAAGACCCCUAAAAGAUCUUCAAUUUA